AUGAGUGCUAUCGGUCAUUCAAAUCCUUCCAUUUCUCUCCAACAUAACCCUUUCCCCCCCACCCUUACAUGUCCCCUCCGAUUGAUCACCUCCUCUUCCUCCACUCCUCUACGCUGCUCCUCUGCUCCACCUCUGAAGGCCCGCGUGAGGUCACAUCCGGGUAUUUUGAACGAGAACCAGCGUGUCGGGCUCCGGUACUACGAAGAGUUUCAAGAGCGCAUCCCGCGUUCCGAAGUGCGAAAAAUCGAGGAGCGCGUUCGUGAGGCGACGGAAGCGCUGUAUCCUGGCGUGUUCAUGCUGACGACCUGCGGGAGCUACAGGCGAGGAGCCAGCCAUUGCGGCGACGUGGACAUCCUUUUGGCGCCUGUCUCGGAGCGUGUCCAGGCCAGAGGGUUCCUCGGUCGCCUCAUCCUGCACCUGGAAAAGGAAGGCUUCCUCACGGACCACCUCACGGACGCGACUGACGACAAGUCUGACUCCUAUUUCGGCGUUUGUCGGCUGGGAGACGGCUACCUGCACCGUCGCCUGGAUCUUAAGUGGAGCCUGACCGAUAAGAGCAUGGGCCCUGCAGUCUGGGAAAGAGGUACUGCCGCCCCGCCCACCCCUUGGUCUUUCCGCCCCGUCUUCCCGAGCAUCCUCACCAGGCUCACGAGACCUUUCCGUACCUCCCUCCUCGAACUUUCCUCCCACCCCGCCAUCUUUCCCUUUGGCGACUCUGUAGGCAAGAAGGUCGCAGACAUCGGCCCUCGCAUCGUCUGCACGGAAGAAAGGGAAAUCUUCCACCGCCUCGGACUCGCCUACAAACGCCCUUGGGAGCGCAACACACACGAUGCUGUCAGCCUG
Molecule: messenger RNA, 843 nt
Organism: Nannochloropsis gaditana CCMP526
Gene: POLL
Product: DNA polymerase lambda subunit
Exons: 5
Biological process (GO): double-strand break repair via nonhomologous end joining
Cellular component (GO): nucleus
Molecular function (GO): DNA-directed DNA polymerase activity; DNA binding
Source: RefSeq, a predicted model, not a curated record